Moneuplotes crassus is the source of this 1693-nucleotide messenger RNA. Lineage: Eukaryota; Ciliophora; Spirotrichea; Euplotida; Euplotidae. The record is from the annotation of a GenBank genome assembly.
AUUUUAGAAUAUUUUUAAAUUGCGCAAAAUGGAAGACGGCAGAUCCAAACAGAGAGUCCAUAAGUUUAUGGACGUAGUUCUGAAGAACUACCUUUCUCAAGCAGAGCAAUUCCAUGUUGGGUUGAGGAAGAAGCGCUUCCUAGAAAGAACUAAUUUGAAGAGGGGUAUCCCAUACAGUGUGACUAAGAAAUCGGUCAUGAAGGGGGCAACCACUAGCAAAGAGAUGGGAUUUGAUAUUCCUACAGAGAUAAUGAAGGAUUUCAGAUCAGAUGCUCAUAUCGCUCUAAAGGACGCCCAAGAAGAAAAUCUUGAAACUGUUCAUCAAGCAUUAACCGAGAUGUUUGAUGAAGUUGAGAACCACAUCUUUGAUGGGAAGGUCGAUGACAAAGGUGCUGAAAGUUGCUAUAGGAUUAUUUUUAAGACUUCUUUAAUUACUCUAAGUUGAAAGGAUCACCUUACUAAUAAUUUAAUCUCUGACCAUAUCCCUGAAGUUAUCCGGCUGAUGGACGUGUUUCUGAACUAUCCUUUUAAUCUUAAGCGGGUCCUGUUCAUCCUGUUUAGCUUCAGUUAUUUGAAGAAUUGCGGUGAUUAUUUUAGAGAUUCUAGGUAUAACUUUCCAGAAAUUGCGAAAGCAAUCCUAGCAGAGCAUCAAGACCUUGAAAUUAUUAAUACAAUGCACUCGAUUUUGGGAAAUUUAGCAUUUGAGGACACAAAAACUAGGGAUAUGCUCCUAGACUUGAAAUUCACUGAGCAUAUUGCCUAUAUUAUCUCUGAAAAGGGUAUUGAUGAGAAAUUUGAGAGUGAUAUGACAUGUGUGAUCAGUUUAUACCUCAACCAGGAGAUUACAGAUAUCAGUUACUUCCAGUACUUCGAUUGCUUACUUCCGUUCAUAACCAAAAUGCUAGACUCCUCAGAUGAAGCUACUGUGAAUAAUGCUUUGUCUAUUAGGUUUCAGUUGACUAAGCAUUCUCCAAGAGAUAGUGAGUUCUAUGAAGAUCUUUGUAAUAAAGAAGUUAUUAGUAAGAUAAUUGAGAUUGGACAAAGAUGUAAUUCUUGAAUGAAAAACUGCCUCUUGGUCCUAUGUCAUGUCUGAUGAGUCAAUGAUGAGGCUAUCGAGCAUAUGAUCGAGGAGGGUUUGGAAGAGAUCCUGUUUGAAGUGGCAGGUACAGAGUACUAUGCUGCUAAAGGGGCUGCCUACGCUGUACUCUUCAAUCUUUCACUUUCGACAAGUGAAAUUCUUGAUAAACUGAUCAAAGAUAGAGAGUUUAUUGAAUGUCCUGCAACUGUCUUUGACUCCUUAGUGAAGGAUGUGAAAUCAGGAGUUGUUAGAAACCAAAUUUCUUCUCUGAAAAUUUUGGCAAACGUAUUCCAGACAGCUUCUCUUGAGUCAGUAAGAUAUCUGAUAAACCAAGGAUAUCUUGAAGAUAUCACAACAGUUUUUGAUAAAGAUAAUUCUAAUGAAUGCAUACUCUGGGGCCUGGUCUGAGUAAAGGUCCUCUUUCAACGAGAGACUUAUAAUAAAGAAUUCACUACACUUUUUGAAGGAAUAGAAGGAUUUGCAAAACUCGAAGCUCUGAGCUAUAUUAUUCGAGACAACUCUCUCUUCCAAAGCAUUGAAAAAGUGUUGGAGUUCCAAGAUCAGGAUGCUAAAAUGGGCAGGGAGGAUCACUUAGACAUUGAAAUAAUAAGCUAG